AUGGAAGGUGGUCUGGAAAACACGGAUGAAGCCCUUAUGCAAGCACAGGGACACAAGUGCAAUGUUCAUGGCAACUUCAUUGACCAAAAUGCGCCCCCACCACCCCGAACUGAAGCAUCACCCACCGACUGGACCCCAUAUGAAAGUCGUGUUGUGUUUGAGGCAGCGGAAUUGCUCUAUACACGUAACCAAAUGUCUGCAGGUCAAAUUGACACCCUUCUUGACCUCUGGGCAGCAACACUUAUCAAACAUCAGGACAGUCCUCCAUUCACUGGCCACCGGGACCUAUAUGAAACCAUCGAUUUGACUCCUCUUGGCAAUGUUACUUGGGAGACUUUCUCAAUGUCCUACAAUGGAGUUAAACCUGCCAAUAAUGUUCCGCCAUGGAUGACCGCCAAGUACGACGUGUGGUUCCAUGAUCCAUGUCUACUUGUUCACCAUAUGCUUUUGAACCCUGACUUCGCCACUGAAAUUGAAUAUGUCCUAUAUCGGGACUAUACUGAUGAGGAUAAACACUGUUAUAAGAACUUUUUCUCUGGUGAUUGGGCUUGGAAGCAAGCCUACAUCACUUUACAGGACAUUAUCGCAGAGGAUCCGGAAACCCACGGAUCAACAUUUGUGCCUCUAAUCAUUGGCAGUGACAAGACUACGGUGUCAGUGGCCACAGGACACACUGAGUACCAUCUGCUCUAUCUCUCAAUUGGAAACAUUUUUAAUGGAGUUCGAUGCACACAUCACAAUGGCGUGGUGCUGGUAGGCUUCUUGGCUAUUCUGAAAAGCACAAAGGAACAUCUUGAGGACAAAGACUUUCGCAAUUUCUGCCGUCAAAUGUUUCACUCCUCACUCACCAAGAUAUUUGAUUCCAUGAAGCCGAAUAUAACAAUCCCCGACGUUGUGUGCUGUCCUGACAGCCAUUAUUGGUGUGUCAUAUAUGGGUUAGGCCCAUACAUCACCAAUUAUCAAGAGCAACUGGUGCUUUCAGGAGUUGUUCAAAACUGGUGUCCGAAGUGUUUGAAUCAUCGCAAGAAUCUCGAAGGCGAUGGGCUAUCUUUGCUCCGGUGCAGAGAACACACCGACCUCCUGGUUCAAGAGCUCCAGCAUGCCCACCUCUGGUAUGAGUAUGGUAUCAUCCAAGAGGUUGUGGUAUACCUCCUGCACCAAAUCAUCAAAGGGAUGUUCAAGGAUCACCUUGUCAACUGGGUAGAAGAAUAUUUGUUGCUCACACACAGGGCUUCAUGCGCAGCAGAGAUCAUGGAUGACAUUGAUCGAAGGUACUCCAACAGGAUAGCGGCGGUCGCCCCUUUUGCAGGUUUACGGCGCUUUCCAGAAGGGUGCAGAUUCAAGCAGUGGACAGGUGAUGAUUCCAAGGCUCUGAUGAAGGUCUAUCUGCCUGCCAUUAAAGGUCAUGUUCCUCAAGAUGUAGUUCGCGCAUUUAGCGCAUUCCUUGACUUCUGCUACAUAGUCCGGCGAGACACAAUUACAGAGGAUGAUCUCAUCCAGCUUCAAGAUGCGCUCGAUUGUUUUCACCAGUACCGUGAAAUCUUCAAGACAACGGGAGUUGUACUGGGCUUCUCAUUUCUGCGUCAACACUCCCUAAACCACUAUUCCCUCAUGAUCCGGCUCUAUGGCGCCCCAAACGGCCUUUGUUCAUCAAUAACGGAGUCGAAGCACAUCAAGGCAGUUAAGGAGCCCUGGCGCCGCUCCAACAGAUUCAAAGCAUUAGGCCAGAUGCUCCUCACAAAUCAACACCUCGAUAAAAUGGCUGCAGCGCGAAGCGACUUUGAGGCUCGUGGUAAUCACGAGUCGCUGGAUGACAACGAUGAUGGCGACAACAACAACGACAAUGAUGCAGUCGCAGACGCACCCCAAGCAUGUCUGAACCGUCUGCGUGUCAAUGAACCACAAAACCAGACUGCUGAGGGAGAUGCAGCCGAUAUCAUUGAUGGACCUACUGUCCAAGCUCAUGUGGAACUUGCUGCGACGCCCAUACAAUCCUCCAUACACGGGGGCGUUGGUGGCAAUGCAGUUGAGGCCGGGGAUGUUGAUGUAGAAUAA
This is a messenger RNA of Suillus paluster, 2055 nucleotides long. RefSeq lists its product as uncharacterized. The transcript has 10 exons. The record is from RefSeq and is a predicted model, not a curated record. Bases 1 to 2055 code for a protein of 684 amino acids. NCBI's taxonomy places the organism in Eukaryota, Fungi, Basidiomycota, Agaricomycetes, Boletales, Suillaceae.